Messenger RNA from Procambarus clarkii (red swamp crayfish), 1427 nucleotides. Its product is annotated as segmentation protein even-skipped. The record is from RefSeq and is a predicted model, not a curated record. Lineage: Eukaryota; Metazoa; Arthropoda; Malacostraca; Decapoda; Cambaridae. Gene Ontology annotation, cellular component: nucleus. Gene Ontology annotation, biological process: regulation of transcription by RNA polymerase II. Gene Ontology annotation, molecular function: DNA-binding transcription factor activity, RNA polymerase II-specific; RNA polymerase II cis-regulatory region sequence-specific DNA binding.
GCGUCGUAUUGUGCGCACGUACUGUGUGGAGCUCUCUCACCGGGUACAGACGCAAGCCAAGACUUUUGUGUCAUUCUGGUGGAUACUUAUCUGUGUUUCGAGAGCUGUUUGAGGAGUGAAUACCCUCGUCUUCGCCGUGUGAGAGAUGAUGGGUGCCUUAGAGGAGCGCUUGUCUUACCUUGUGGGACCCGUCAGUCCUCCUUGUAGUCCUUCGUCAGGAAGCCUCUCCCCGCCGUCACCUCACCAGGACCUCACCACACCUGCCGAAGACAGUGAUCUAGGAAGUGGCAAGUCUGGUGUCGAACCCUCUCCUGCAGCUACCCCGUCGCCGUCUCCCAAGGGCGCGGCGCCCAGCCAGCCCUCGGAGCUUCGGCGGUACAGGACGGCCUUCACCAGGGAGCAGAUCGCCCGCCUGGAGAGGGAGUUUACGAGGGAGAACUACGUUAGUCGCCCAAAGCGCUGCGAGCUGGCCAAGGAGCUGGGCCUCACUGAAGCUACUAUCAAGGUUUGGUUCCAAAACCGACGCAUGAAGGACAAACGGCAGAGGCUGGCGGUGGCCUGGCCCUACACGGACCCGACCCUCACAGCCUACUUGAUCCACGCCGCGGCUGCUUCAGGAGCCUAUCCUAACUACCUGACUCCCUCAGCGGCGCCCGGGGCGGCCUGGGGUGGACCUGCAGGGAUGGGUGUCCCUCAGUCUAUCCCCUACGCUGCUCCUCACCUGUCGUACAGCCCUCAACUCGCGCCCCCAAUCACACGUUAUUCUCCCUAUCCACGCCCGCAGCCGCCCGCGACGUCCUCUCUCUACUCGGCUGGCAACGACGCCCACGUCUCUCUACCGUUGGCGCCUUCGCCCGUUGUCCCGCGGGCGGCCUUGUGCGGGCAUCUGCCCGCCUGUCCAGCCUACACCUCGCCCAGGGACGUGUGUCUCUGCGGGUUCAUGUACCCGCCUUAUGCCCAAAGGCUGAGCCACGCAAUGCCCGCUACAACCCAUAAUUUAUGUCCACCAGUCUCGUCUCCAUCUUCCUUUUCCCCCGUGUCCUCCUGCAGCAGCAGCAGCAGCAUCAGCAACAGUCCGGAGAGACAGCAGGAGUCCCCCAAGCCCCACUCCCCCCAGUACCCCGAGUCCGUUCCCCCUGUGUCGUCCCCAUGCCCUGGUGCCGUUCCAAUGAGGUCUCCUCUGAACCCCGGUGCCAUUCCCACAAGGUCCCCCCUGAACCCUGGUGCCGUUCCAAUGAGGUCUCCUCUGAACCCUGGUGCCAUUCCCACAAGGUCCCCCCUGAACCCUGGAUCCAUACCCACCACCACCACUGCUCCCAGACUGUUUAAACCUUACGAUGACGAGCCCUUGGCCAAGGCGUAGAAAGUCGCCGGUAAAGUUGGCUCGACAAGUGUGUUUACCUGUGAUGUGAUGUACAGUGAUUAAG